CGAAAACAAAAUCGCAAUUAGAAAAAUUGAGGGGAGAAAGGAAAGUCCAAGACCAAAACCCCAACCCGAAGGCAGAGAAAGCCAUAAACAAGGCAAGCAAAGUAUCCGAUCCCGACUAAUCAAUCACCCAAAUCCAUCCAUUAAUUCCCCACCCGAUCCCCGGCGGCCGCGUCAUGCUCCGGCCAUUCCCCUCCUCCUCCCACCGCCCCGCCGCUAGUCCACCCCCUACGUCCGCGGCCGCAGCCGCCGCAGCCAUGGCACCAUCCUCCUCCCGCUCCCCGGCCGGCGGCGGCCACAUCUCUUUCUCCCUGUCCCCCUCCUCGUGCAGGCACACGCCGUCGUCGGCCACGCUCGAUCUCCUCAUCCUUUUGCUCGUGCUCUUCUCGCUCGCCUUCCUCCUUGCCUCCUCGCUCGCCCACGUCUCGCGCUCGCUCUCCCCGCUCCUCGCAUCGCCGCCUGCCGCCGCGGCGCUAGCCUCCGCCGCCGCUGCUCUACCUUACCUCGCUGCUGGUCUUCCCUACCUCGCCGCGGGGGCGGUGCUCGCCGGCGCGGCCUUCCUGUCCUGUCGCCGCCUCCCGCGCCGCAGGUGCCGCAACCCACGCUGCCGCGGGCUCCGGAAGGCGCUCGAGUUCGACGUCCAGCUCCAGACCGAGGACGCCGUGCGGGCCGGCGCAGGGAGCACCGUUGGUGGCGCGGAUGCUGCCAUGUGGCGCGAGAUCGAGGCCUUGCCGUGGAAAGGCGGGCAGAGUGGGAACAAUCCGGACUACGAGUGCCUUCGUGCAGAGCUCCGCCGGAUGGCGCCGCCCAACGGCCGUGCUGUGCUGCUCUUCCGCAACAGAUGUGGCUGCCCUGUGGCUAAGCUCGAGGGCUGGGGCACCCCGAAAAGCAAGCGGCGGAACAAGAAGGGUACGCAAGGUUCUUCCCUGGACGGAGGGGUGCGAUAAAAACAUUGCUGCUUUAGGCUGCCAAGGAAUACUUGUCAGAAAAUACUUGCGAUGAAAGAUACAUGUAUUACAAGUGGUUGCACCAUAAUUGUAUUGCUAGCCGGGGUUCUUCUGGAUCUCAACAGAAAUACUGAUACAAGUCAAAUAAUAAUGAUAGACUGUUAAAGAAAGAAAACAAAAAACAUUGGAGAUGUAUCAGUGUUGUCAACCUGUCAUGCUAUUAUUAUGUCACAUUGCUUUUUUGCCUCUUUACCUUGAAUACAUUUUUGCCACC
This is a messenger RNA of Brachypodium distachyon (stiff brome), 1218 nucleotides long. RefSeq lists its product as uncharacterized. Lineage: Eukaryota; Viridiplantae; Streptophyta; Magnoliopsida; Poales; Poaceae. Bases 174 to 944 code for a protein of 256 amino acids. The transcript is spliced from 2 exons. The record is from RefSeq and is a predicted model, not a curated record.